AUGGUAUCCGAAUCAAACAUAAUCGCCACCAUCACCAUCCUAACCCUCCUCCUCGUCAUAAUCGCCGCCCGUGUCUAUCUAAAACUCUCCAAGACCUUUUACCUCCUCGCCGGCGUCGACGUCUCCUUGAUCCUCGCCGUGUUCUGCUUCCUCGCGAUCCGGAAACCGUUACAACAGAGAGAAGAAGCUCCUCGAAUCAAGAUACAUCUCCGAGGAAGAGAGCUCAGGAUCGAGUACAGCUUCCUCCGGAAAGUCGCCGGAGUCCCGACGAAGUUCAAGCUCGACGAUCUCGAAGAAGCCACCGACGGGUUCCGGAUCCAGAUCGGGAAAGGCGGGUCGGGUUCGGUGUUCAAAGGUGUUUUAAAAGACGGAAGCCAAGUGGCCGUGAAGAGGAUCGAAGGAGAAGAGAAAGGAGAAAGAGAGUUUAGGUCAGAGGUAGCCGCUAUAGCUUCCGUGCAGCACAAGAAUCUAGUUCGGCUUUACGGUUAUUCGUCUGUUAACCGUUACAGGUUCCUCGUCUACGAGUAUAUACCGAACUCGUCUCUCGACGUGUGGAUCUUCCCGGGCAGAGGAGGAAGCAGAAGACUCGGAGGAUGCUUGACUUGGGACCAAAGGUACCAAGUUGCGAUAGAUAUCUUGCAUCUCGACGUUAAGCCGGAAAACAUUCUCCUCGACGAGGAUUAUAGAGCGGUGGUGACGGACUUCGGACUGUCCAAGCUGGUCGCUAGAGAUGAGAGCCGAGUUGUGACGGAGAUACGCGGCACGUGCGGGUAUCUAGCGCCGGAGUGGCUUCUGGAACACGGUAUCUCCGAGAAGUCUGAUGUUUAUAGUUACGGGAUCGUGUUGCUAGAGAUGAUCGGAGGGAGGAGAAGUAUAUCGAGGGUAGAGAACAAGAACAAGAAGAACGGGAAGAAGAAGAAGAAGUUGGAGUAUUUUCCGAGGAUUGUGAUGGAGAAGAUGAGAGAGAGGAGAGUGAUGGAGAUCGUGGAUCAACGGUUGAUAGAAGCCAAGGAGGUUAAUGAUGAAGGGCAAGUGAUGAAGUUGGUAUAUGUGGCGCUUUGGUGUAUACAGGAGAAGGCUAAGAAUAGGCCUGAUAUGGCUAUGGUGAUUGAGAUGCUUGAAGGGAGAGUUCAUGUGAAUGAGCCGCCUGAUUCCAAACUUGUUGUGGUCGAUCUUUUGGCGGCAGCUGGUGGUGAUGAUGAUGAUGAUGUUGAUGUAACUACAGGUGUGAGAAGGGUUGUGGAGAUACCAAGAUUGCAUAUUCAGAGGGAGAGGCAUUUUCGUUUUCCGUCUGUUUGCUCUAGUCUCGUAUCUCCAGUUUCUCCACGUUAG
Molecule: messenger RNA, 1332 nt
Organism: Raphanus sativus (radish)
Lineage: Eukaryota; Viridiplantae; Streptophyta; Magnoliopsida; Brassicales; Brassicaceae
Product: probable receptor-like protein kinase At5g20050
Exons: 3
Coding region: 1-1332 (443 amino acids)
Biological process (GO): protein phosphorylation
Molecular function (GO): ATP binding; protein kinase activity
Source: RefSeq, a predicted model, not a curated record